Messenger RNA from Dufourea novaeangliae, 2195 nucleotides. It is a transcript of the gene Unc-76, whose product is annotated as fasciculation and elongation protein zeta-2. Lineage: Eukaryota; Metazoa; Arthropoda; Insecta; Hymenoptera; Halictidae. The transcript is spliced from 9 exons. Gene Ontology annotation, cellular component: cytoplasm; axon. The coding region runs from base 186 to 1355 and encodes 389 amino acids. The record is from RefSeq and is a predicted model, not a curated record.
CAUGCGGCGGAUUGUGCGUAGUACACCGAUGGUUUUUGCGUGUUCCCUCGCCCUUUCUUACUCUCGCCCCUCGUGAAAAACCUUCAAGGGGAGCACGGUGCGCCUCGGAGGCGCUGCCUCAAGUGUACGGUGCCGAAUUUCAUUGCGGUGAUCCAUUCUGCUCUCGGUUGUCCACACGGUCAAUAAUGAGGGACAUGGCGGGCAAGAUCGCAGAGUUGAAGUUCGAGGCACCCCUCGCACGCUUCGAGGAGGAAGACACGGCCAGUCUGAAGAACAUGAAUCUACUGACAGAACAAUUGUUGGACGCCAGUUUGGACGGAGGCUAUAGUGAAAACUGCAACGCGAACGAACCGGCAGGGACCCAUGAGAACGGUACCGAUACCCUCCAAGAGGGUACGUUCAGCCCCUUCAGUGGCAGCCUCGAGGAUCUUGUUAAUACCUUCGACGAGAAGAUAACAACCUGCUUCCGCGAUUACGGCACGGACGUCGAGUCUUUGGCACCUGUGCAAGUGCGGACGCAGGAGGAGAUCAUGAACGAGUGCCAAAUGUGGUGGACGAUAACCGGCACUUUUGGUAACAUACUACCAAUUGACUGGAGCAAAUCGUACGCCAGGAAAAUGCAUAUGCCCGCGUUGAAUCUAAACGAGACACCGCUCUCGAACGACAGACAAGAGCUAGAGGAAUUAAGUAGCGAAGACGAGGCUGUCGCGACUGAUUUGGACAUGCAUGCUUUAAUCUUGUCCAGCAGCAUCGAUACACACUGCCCUGAGGAACAGUUGAAGACAGCGGAAGAAGUGCUCCGCGAGAUAGACGAUAUAAUGCAGGAGAGUCCUUCGAUGGAACGGUCACCAGACUCGGAUGGUUCAUUACUAGACAGCGACGAGGCGUUGGAAAGGAGCAGAGAAGUUCUUGGUUCGCCGCUCCACGAGAAAAAGUUAAAACAGCUUAGCUCCAGUCAGUUGACCGAACUCCUUGGAGAGAUGGAAUCGUUGGUGGGCGCCCUAAGCGAGACCCUGAUCGCCGAACUCGCGUUGAGAGACGAGUUGGAGUACGAGAAGGAGCUGAAGAAUCAGUUCAUCUCGUUGUUGCUGGCUGUACAAAACCGACGUAGGCAGCAUCAUGUAACGAAAAAGAGAAAUCAAAUGCAAAAUGGUACUAGUCCCUUGCCACAACAUAGAUCCCUGCAAGAAUCUAAGUAUUUGACAACUGUAAUUCCAUACCAUACGGACAGUGGUCCGCCAGACAAUCAAGCCUUGCAGGUCCUCAUAAAAAUAUUAAAAGCAAUUAACGAAGAUAGUCCAACUGUACCUACUUUAUUAACGGAUUACAUACUCAAAGUACUGUGUCCCACUUAGUGAGAAUACCGUAAGUCUCACGGGAAGGACAAUGGAAAUCAGGAAGAAAGAUAUUAAAUAUUGAAGAAUACCAAUUGCUCUCUUCUCCUUGCCAGUACGCUUUCAGCCGUUGUUGUGUCGCAUAUUCUUGCGUUAAGGCAGGUGAUUUUUGCUUCUGAGUUGUGACUCGAAUUACACUCUCUAUUGAUUGUAGAUCGUAGGUAGGGUCCCCUGACACUCGCAUCUAGUCUUACUUUAUAUAUUAUAAUGUGUAUAUUGAUUUUACGUAAGAUACAGUUCUGGUAAUCUAUGUAUACGCUCUAUGGAAUAUACCUCCUCGUCGUACAUGAAUUAUACAAUCUUCAUUUUUGUAUACGUCAUUAUGAAUUUCUCAUGCCAAUUCAGUUUUUUGUAAUUUUUUGUACAUAAAGAUUUUAUCGAAAUACGUGUGAGCGAAAUUUACUAUAUCACCGAGAAUACUUAUAUUUAUCUAGAAAAAUAUACAAGAUAACUUGUAGAUCACUCUCUGUCAAAGGAGAAUAGAGAGAGAGAGAGAGAGAGAGAGAGAGAGAGAGAGAGAGAGAGAGAGAGAGAACAGUAUAACUAAGCUUACGAAUUUAGUGCGUAUUGUUGUAAUGCCCGUAUGUAUCUAAAGUUAAAAUAACUAAUAACAUUGACGCGCUAAGAUACAAGUAUCUCGUUACUCGAAUCACACUUUCACGGAUGUGUACUUCACUCGAGACCUAUUACAUGACUGUAUGCAAGCUGGCAUUAAAAAUUCUUUGUGUACAGCAACACAGUUGCUCCAAUGCAUUGUGCAUACUCUUAGAAAUAUUGUGUUUGUUGAAAUAAAGAAAUAAA